Centropristis striata (black sea bass) is the source of this 1782-nucleotide messenger RNA. Its product is annotated as serine/threonine-protein kinase prk-2-like. Gene Ontology annotation, cellular component: cytoplasm. Gene Ontology annotation, biological process: regulation of mitotic cell cycle; protein autophosphorylation; negative regulation of apoptotic process. The record is from RefSeq and is a predicted model, not a curated record. The transcript has 10 exons. Gene Ontology annotation, molecular function: ATP binding; protein serine/threonine kinase activity. The coding region runs from base 1 to 1782 and encodes 593 amino acids. Lineage: Eukaryota; Metazoa; Chordata; Actinopteri; Perciformes; Serranidae.
AUGUUCACUUGGCCUUCAUCAAGAGCUGCCGGUUCUACCUCAGCGUACACUGGCCCACCUGGCAGCACAGGAGAAACUCAGAGGCUCUCCAGACCCAGCAGUGCAGCUGUGUUGGUCACCAGAAAGACAAAGACCAGCUGCAAGAGGAAGUCCACCACAGAUGAGAGCACAGAGGGGCAAAGGAGGCAAAGCAGAAGAACCCCUAGUCCUACUGAAGAGCACAAACACACCACUAGGGGCUCUUCUUCUUCCACUGAGACACCUGCCAGCAUCAUCUCUGAAACAGAGAGGAAAAAGAGGAAGUCUGAGAAGACAGCAGGACCCAGAAAGAAAAGCAGAAAGACCCCCAGUCCCUCCGAGGGCCCCAGCCACCAGGCCACUACUGAGACCUCCUCCAAUGAUCAGCCUGGCACCUCCCCGAACAGCAGAGCUGCUUUUAAAGCCAAGUAUAAGGAGGAGAAACUGCUGGGUGAAGGAGGCUACGGAACAGUUUUUGCUGGGUACCGUCAAGACGACAAUAUGCCUGUGGCCAUAAAACAUAUCCCGAAGGUUGGCGUUAAGCACAUAUCAAUACUUCUGGAAGGGAAAAGCAGAAUGGUCCCUAUGGAGGUGGCACUGCUGCUGAAACUCAAGCCAGCAGCACCAGGGACCAGUGCAGUGGUGUCCCUGUUGGACUGGUACAGUCUGGACUAUGAGCUGAUUCUGGUCCUAGAGAGACCAGUCCCCUGCACUGACCUGGUCGACUUUAUCAACUCUAGACAGUCAGCCCUGCAGGAGCACGAGGCUAAAAUCAUAACAAAACAACUGGUGGAUGCACUUAUUGCGGUCCACUCCAAAGGUGUGUUCCACCGGGACAUCAAGCUGGACAACAUCCUCAUUGAAACGGGCUCCGAUGUCCCCCGUGUCAGGCUCAUUGACUUUGGCUGUGGCACCUUUCUGUCAGGGGGGAAGUACAUGACGGAACAAGGAACCUAUUGGUACACCAGCCCUGAGUGGUUCCUGCGUGGUUGGUACAAAGCUGGACCAAGUACUGUGUGGCAGCUCGGUGUAGUUCUGUUUGCAAUGCUGCAUCGAUAUCUUCCCUUCAACAGCUCCUCUGAGAUGAUCAGUGAUGAGCCUCACCUUAGUGACAGUCUUACUGAUGACUGCCAUGGUUUCCUACGAAGCUGUCUCAUCAAGAGCCCAGAGGAAAGAGCCACCCUGGAGACACUGAAGCACCACCCCUGGCUGGGAUCCCUGGUGGACACAGCCUCCACCACUUCCAUUCUCCAGCCAGGGACACUAAAGCACCACCCCUGGCUGAGCUACACUGACCCACAGUUGGACCUUUCAGAACCACAGAUAGACACCUCAGGACCACAGGUGGAGCCCUCAAGACAACACAUGGACCCACCAGAAUCACAUGUGGACCUCUCAGGGUCAGGGAUUCAACCAACCAGGACCACAACCAGUGCCAUAGCUGGGCCCACUAGGACCACAUAUGGACCUCUCAGGGCCGCAGAUGUACACAUCAAGUCCACAGACGGACCCCUCAAGGCAAUAGAUGGACCCACCAGUACCACAGAUGGUCCCCUAAGGGCCACGGAGGGACCGCCCACGACCACAGCUCCAGGAUCAAUGUUGCUGUGGCCCCAGUCAAGAUUUCCGCUUUAUUCCAAUCUCCCCUUGCCGUGCGUGAAGGCGGAGAUCUUCUGUGUGGAAAGUGGUCCUGGUUUCAUCUCUGUGAGGGCGUAUAUAGAGGAGCUGUUGCCUGCCAGAGGUGUUGGUGUCCGCAGCAUGUAG